Molecule: messenger RNA, 1353 nt
Organism: Periconia digitata
Lineage: Eukaryota; Fungi; Ascomycota; Dothideomycetes; Pleosporales; Periconiaceae
Source: the annotation of a GenBank genome assembly
CUCCCUCACUCACUCCGACCGACCAUUUGCAUCACCACAACAACCUCGCCCUCACCGCACUCGCUCGCCCCACACCACCACCUCCACGCCCACACAAUAAUUCACCGCUGGUUUGGGGACUUCGACGGCGCCUUCGUCAGUAUUCUCUGGACAGCGCACGCCCGCUCUUCUCUUCCCGCCGUCACCACCAUGAAUGUCAUCAACAACCACUUCGCCGUGCCCCCACACAGGCUCUCACCCACCCGCAACCUCAUCUCCCAGUCGAACAUGUCAUCCCGCAAGCGAAAAGCCGACGAUGAGGGUAGCAGCGGUGGCGAUGAUGAUCGCAUGUCGGCAUCCCCUUCAGGCUCACCAGCUGUCCAAAACCGCCCACUCCCUCGCCAACAAAAGCGCAUGCGUACAAACGUUUCAGGACGACCACUUCCUCUUCCUCGGUUGCUAGAGACCCUGAGCGCCGAUGAGCUGCGGAAUGUGCUGCAGGCCAUCUGCGACCGUCAUCCGGACAUUGGAAAUGAAGUCGUCAGCACUGCACCCCGUCCCAGUGUGCAGUCAACCUUGGAGGUUUUGGCAAAAUACGAAUCCAACUUCCAAGCAGCAUUCCCAUUUGGCGGCAACUCGUCGUCGGACUACGCAUACAACCGGGUUCGACACCAACUUCUUGAGAUGCUGGAGUCCCUCAAGGAUUUCACCCCACAUUUUCUGCCCCCGAACGAACCCCAUCCUGCAACAUCUCUCGCCUUCCUCGAUGGCGCCACAGACUUUAUUCACCGGCUUCCAGACUGGGACAAUUUCCAGCACAACAGGCAUAAGCAGGAGGCAUAUGAAGAGAUGGCAAAGGCUUGGGCAGCCGUCAUCCGGGAAGCCUCUAAGAAAGCCGGAGGGAUCCAACUGCAAUAUGGAGGAUGGGACCAAAAGAUCGCAAAGCAUAAUGAAAUUUCGGGGGGUCGCAUGCAAGAAGCCGUCAAUGUACUCCGAGGCAGCCUUGGCUGGAUGGGUAAUGAAACGCAACAUGCUGCAAUGGGAAGUGGACCAGUCAACACAUCUGUCAGGGACCAACUACUCAACGGGACCUAUGGUAUGAAUAGUGCCAGUGCUGGUAUUGGAGCUUGCUUCGAGAUUGAUAAUCGAUCCUGCACCAUACCAUUCAGUCACCAGGAGGGAGGCUGUCUUAAUGAUCAACGACUUGGCAUUCAUUGCAUAGCGUCUCAUCACCUUUGUUUAACAUCCACAUACACAGGAGCAUGGGCGGAUUUUUUUGCUUUGUUUCUUUCUUUUCAUGCGGAAUAUAAGGGACCGCCACUGUACUUCCAUUUGCCUGAAUAUCGAACAGGCCAAGGUCAUUUGUGGCAUUAG